Messenger RNA from Trypanosoma rangeli, 1377 nucleotides. Its product is annotated as rac serine-threonine kinase-like protein. NCBI's taxonomy places the organism in Eukaryota, Euglenozoa, Kinetoplastea, Trypanosomatida, Trypanosomatidae. Gene Ontology annotation, molecular function: ATP binding; protein serine/threonine kinase activity. The record is from RefSeq and is a predicted model, not a curated record. Bases 1 to 1377 code for a protein of 458 amino acids. Gene Ontology annotation, biological process: protein phosphorylation. The transcript has a single exon.
AUGCCGGCGGAGCACUCGGGGUAUCUUCAGAAGUUGGGUGGGAGAUUUUACAAGAAGAAACAGACCCGCUAUUUUGAGCUUCGCGGCUCCAUCUUGUACUACUGGAAGAGAUGUCCCUCAACAGAUGAAUCGCCUCCAAUGGGUAGCAUCGACCUCGCCGACACUCAGCUCAUUGACAAUGCGAAGGACCCUAGAUCAUGGGCAAUUGAGGGGGUAAACCUCCCCAAGACGUACACGCUAAUUGCAGACUCUGAGGAUCAGAAAAAAGAGUGGAUGGAGAAGAUGUCAAAUGUGAGAGUGAAUAAUCAAGAACCGCUCAAGCCGACGAUUCACAGCAGUGAUGAGGAUGAGACAGUUACUUUGUAUGGCGGCCGAAACCGCGAAGUGUCUUUGGAUGACUUUGAGCUGGAUGCUACUAUUGGAGCUGGUUCCUUCAGUAACGUGUUUGUGGCCAGCGAAAAAAGCACUGGCAAAGUAUAUGCAAUAAAGGAAAUGAGGAAAGAGCUCAUUCAGCAGCAAAAAAUGGUUGGCAAUAUUGCAGCAGAGAGACAUAUUCUUCAGACGAUUAGUCAUCCUUUUAUUGUGUCACUCCAUUAUGCCUUUCAGACGAAGAAGUGCUUGUACCUUGUGCUUGACUUUCUACCUGGCGGAGAGCUAUUCUUUCACCUUGCCAAAGAGAAAGUGUUUGACGAGUACCGGGCCAAGUUCUACUGUGGGGAGAUAGCUCUGGCAAUUGGGUAUCUGCACAGUCUGGAUAUCGUCUUCCGUGAUCUUAAGCCGGAGAACAUUGUGCUGGACAAGGACGGUCACGCAUGCCUUACAGACUUUGGAUUGGCAAAAAUGAAUGUCAGUAGUACAAACAAUUUGACCUUCUGUGGCACAUCCGAAUACAUAGCUCCUGAGUUUCUCCUGGGACAACCGCAUGGGCGUGCAGUCGAUUGGUGGGCGCUGGGUAUUCUACUUUACGAGAUGAUAGAAGGCAUUCCACCCUUUUUUAAUGAAAAUUCCAACGACAUGUAUGAGGAAAUUCUCAAGGGUGACCUCAAGUUUGGUACCGACGAUGAUAAAGAAAGUGGCCUACCUGUGAUUUCGGAACAGGCGAAGGACCUUCUCCACAGACUUUUGGAUCGUAACCCCCAGACACGCCUGCAGGAUUUGGAGGAGUUUAAAAAGCAUCCCUUCUUUGAUGAUAUUGAUUGGGAGAAGCUCAGUCAGCGGGAGAUUGAGCCACCAUUCCGCCCUAGCAGCAACAUAUUUUGCAACUUUGACGAGGACUUUACGUCGAAAGAACCCCGGGCGCUUUGUCAGGAGGAGGAUGGAGGGGAACAGGCCAGCAUUGCUGGUUUCUCGUUUGACGGGAAAGUGGGGACCACUUAG